Messenger RNA from Botrytis fragariae, 639 nucleotides. RefSeq lists its product as uncharacterized. Lineage: Eukaryota; Fungi; Ascomycota; Leotiomycetes; Helotiales; Sclerotiniaceae. Bases 1 to 639 code for a protein of 212 amino acids. The transcript has 2 exons. The record is from RefSeq and is a predicted model, not a curated record.
AUGAAGUUCACCAUUGCCGCCACAGCUGCAACCCUUCUCUUCACAACCACAGCCAUUGCAGCUCCUGCAGACGGCGCAACUUAUGCAUCCUACGGUAGUUACCAAUGGGAAAAUGGGGCCCCAGUAAGCGACCAAGAUGUUUCCAAGGACAACCCAAAAUCCCCCGAGGCACCAGCCAAUAUGGCUUUCGUAUUUACUAGCACAUACAAUGUCGUUGCUCUCGGAUCCGAAGUUCGCAAUGGUACCGUAUCGGUUCCCGGCCCUUCAAAUGCUGUCGGAUAUUUCAAUUAUGGAAUCAACGCUCAUCAAGAUACUAUUUGCUAUAACAUCACCUUACUCAACGUAGCCGGAACCUAUCAAUCUCCCGCCAAAACAGCAACACAUAUUCACGAAGCCGCUCGCGGUGCUUCCGGACCUCCUCGUCUUGCAUUCCCAAAUCCAGUCGGUGAUGAUCAUCGUCGAGUCAGUGUGGGCUGUAUGACUGGUCCUUUCACAACUGGUAUUAAUGCUCCUAAUGGAGGCCCAGAUACUGGAACCGGUUUCAAGGUUGCUCAGAUCGAAGCCAAUCCAGCUGGAUUCUUCACAGAUGCUCAUACAAACCUUUUCCCGUUGGGCGUUGUUAGAGGCCAGCUUGCAUAG